Messenger RNA from Scatophagus argus, 2202 nucleotides. RefSeq names its product transformer-2 protein homolog alpha-like. The record is from RefSeq and is a predicted model, not a curated record. Bases 753 to 1322 code for a protein of 189 amino acids. Gene Ontology annotation, cellular component: spliceosomal complex. Lineage: Eukaryota; Metazoa; Chordata; Actinopteri; Scatophagidae. The transcript has 9 exons. Gene Ontology annotation, molecular function: RNA binding. Gene Ontology annotation, biological process: positive regulation of mRNA splicing, via spliceosome.
GGUGUACCGCUGCGAUCCGCCGCGUACAGCCUGCCGGAAAUAUAGUCGAAGAAGAACAUUAGGGAGCGUCAGUUUGGAUCAAACCAGUUUGUUCUGCGGUAAAUUUAGUAUGCAGUUUUGUUAAAUCAUUCGUUAGAGCGGCGCAACACGUACUUUCUUUUGCACUUCUGCUGUCGAGUUACAGUAAUAUGAGCGACAACGAGAAAGAUUUACGAGAGCAGGUUGAGGUUGGAAGGAAGAAAAAGGCGGAAGACGUUUCAGAUGUGAAGUUGUUAAUAUUUGAAGCUGAUGGUGUUGAUGCAUGCUAAUGUAUUGGCUGCUGAAAAGAAGCGAUCAAGAUCUGUCCCCACUACUAGUGUUGUAAUGGCAGAUGGUAAAUGGGGGAAGAGGAGGAAAAAAGAAGUCAUAAUGUCAAACAGAAGAAAGAAGAAAUGAAGGGUUGUUUUGAAGUAAUGAAGUUAAAGAAGUUAUGAAGUUAAGAUCAGAAGUUUACCAGGGACUCGAGGCCUGGCUCGGGGAGUGCGUCCCCUCGGGGCUCGGUGAGAUCCGCCAGCCACUCACCGGCGCACUCCAAAGAUGGCUCCGGUCAUUCCAGGUCUAGAUCUCGCUCUAGAUCCAGAUCAAAAUCUAGGUCCCAUUCCCAUCGAAGUUCACGCCGGCACUACUCGCGUUCCCGUUCCCGCUCCCAUCGACGCCGUUCCAGGAGCCGAUCUCGUAGCUGGCGCAGACGAAGGAGCCAUAGCCGUUCCCCCAUGUCAAAUCGUCGCAGACACAUUGGCAAUAGGGCCAACCCAGACCCCAACAACUGUCUGGGUGUGUUUGGACUGAGUCUGUACACUACUGAGAGGGAUCUCAGGGACGUUUUCUCUAAGUACGGCCCUUUGAGUGACGUCAGCAUUGUGUACGACCAGCAGUCACGUCGAUCAAGAGGCUUUGCCUUUGUCUACUUUGAAAACUCUGAGGACUCCAAGGAGGCUAAGGAGCGUGCUAAUGGAAUGGAGCUUGAUGGGCGCAGGAUCCGAGUAGAUUUCUCCAUCACUAAACGACCCCACACUCCCACUCCUGGAAUCUACAUGGGUCGUCCCACUUAUGGCGGUGGCGGUGGAGGUGGAGGUGGUUCAUCGCGGCGCAACUCAAGAGACUACGACAGGGGCUAUGACAGAGGCUAUGACCGAGGUUAUGAUAGAGGUUAUGAACGCGACUAUGAUCGCUAUGACGACCGAGAAUACAGAUCAUACAGACGCAGAUCUCCGUCUCCUUAUUAUAGCAGAGGGUACCGCUCGCGAUCCCGCUCACGAUCCUACUCACCACGUCACUACUGAGCAGCGAGAGAAGAGUCUGCGACACAUUCAGUGUUAUUGUUUGGACGCUUGUCUUUUUAAUGUUUUUUGACUGGAAAUUAUGUAUAAAGAGUUCAUUUGCAAAAACAGAGAAAAGCCGCUUUGUAAAUGAACCAUCACCAGUUUGAUCUGCACAAUAAAAAAAUAAAUUCGGAAAAUUCGCAAAUGAACCCUUCGUGUGAGACAGGAAUUCUGGAUUUGUUCAUACAUAAACAUGCAUUAAGUGGGGAAAAAGAAGUUGUAAAAAUGCAGUCAGUCUGAGUACCAUAGCCUCAGUGCUAUGUUAUUAGUUAGAAUAUUUCUAGGAAGAAUUAUGAGGGAGGAAUAAAGUAUUUUGCUGAAAACUUUGAAUAAAAGAAAGUAGGUUCAAGUGGAAACUGACAAUUUUUCAGAUCUGCACCAAAAACGUACAACUUCUUCAUUGACUUUGCUUUUCUCCUCACUUUUCAGAAAAUUGUAAGUAAUUAUGGGGUAUCCCUUUUACAGCUAACAGACAGGAAUCAAAAACAACCUGUUUGAUGGUGGUUAUUCUAAACUAAGGGGUGACUUGUUCAUGCUCAGUUACAGGCUUUUUCUGUGGCAGUGAUAUUACAAUUUCUUAUUUUGAUGUUUGUAUGUAGUUGGUUUCUUAAACUGUCAAGAUCCUAGUUUGCUCUUUGAAAUCUUUUAAAUGUCAUGUUCCUUUUUAAUUUUAAAUUUUUCUGACGGAAAAUACUUUUUUCUCGUAUGUAAUCGAUACAAAUGAUUUGGGUCAUUUAUGUUAUGAUUUUAGAGGCGGGAAUGCUCACAGGGUUUUGUACCAUGAGGUCCUGUGAAAGUUUUUGUUUUUUGACAGAAAUAAAAUAUUACUGUUUGGACUUGA